This is a messenger RNA of Mercenaria mercenaria, 2333 nucleotides long. RefSeq lists its product as uncharacterized. NCBI's taxonomy places the organism in Eukaryota, Metazoa, Mollusca, Bivalvia, Venerida, Veneridae. The transcript is spliced from 4 exons. The coding region runs from base 364 to 1146 and encodes 260 amino acids. The record is from RefSeq and is a predicted model, not a curated record.
GUAUAACCUCCUUUAUGGACAAAAUCUCGAUCUCGGUCGUAAACCAAAGGACGGAGUUGAUUUUUUUAGCUUAUUAAAAUACAUGAAUUACAGAUUUAUCUCGAUAGAAAAUAAAACUUGAAAUUUCAUUCUUUUACCACUGUCAUUUCGGGAUACUCAUGUUACUAUAUGGAACUUUGCUUGUCAAAUAGUUCAAUGGUCAAAAUAUUUGUUAUUUGGUAAUUUACAACUUGCAAGUGUCACAUCUUGUUUAUAUCGUUACGCACGCAUGGUUAAGAAAAAAAAACCGGAUAAAGCAGCGAUGUAAAUAUCUAAAUUUGAAUUUCAGUCAAUUUUGAAAAAGAAAGUUUUAGUUCAGGUCAAAUGGAAAGAAAAGUUUUGCUAGGAACUGAUAUACUAGCGUUAUUUUCAGUGACAUUAGCAUGGAAUUGUUCUGAUGAUGAAGAAAAGAAACUCCAUCCUUGGUGUGAACAUGGGUGCUGCAUCGACAAGCACCCCGUUGAGUGUUGUACAUGGGCUGAAUCAAUGGGCUCAGUAUUUUGGACACUUGUAGGUGUGGGUUCUGGAAUGCUUGUACUGUCUUGUGUAGUUGGAAUAGUUUGCUGUUUUCGCAAGAAGGAAGUUUCCGAAGGCCAAAUAAUUUCAACUAACGGAGGUCAAAGACAAGGUGCAAAUGCGUCGUUAGAUUUAUCACGACAACUUGGAGAUAGUUUAAACAGAUAUCUAGGUGUAUAUUCUUCUUUAGAUCCAUCGCAGCAACUGAACAAUGGAAAUCGUUUAAACAGAACUUUAGGUGCUCAUUCUUCGUUAGAUCCAGAACGGCAACUAAGCAGUGGAAAUAGUUUAAAUAGGCAGUUUGAAAGUCGCACGGGUCGUCAACCGCAUGUGUGGACUACACUUGUUUACUCAAAUACAUCGAAUGAGAGUAAUAGACAUUCGCGUAUUGCGAAUAUAAGAACCAAUACUUCUUUUCACACGCAGACUGGCUCUGGUAAUAGUAGAAAUAAUUUGCAAUCAAGAAGUGCAACUGGUGAAACAAAUCUGAACACUUAUUCUGCCCUAAGACAAACUUCAACACAAGUUGCUGCACAAAAAUAUGCCGAACCACCUCCUUCGUAUGAAAGUUUGUAUAAAUCAAACAGUUAAAGUCUUAGAGUACCUUACUGUAUUAAUUAAUCACUCUGUUAGAAAUUUUACAUGCGUAGCCAGAAAAUUAUUGAAUGAACUGUCUCAAACAGUUGAAGAGUACUAGUGCCAUACUGUAAUUUAUCACUCUGUUAAAACUUUUACAUACGUAGCAAGGAAAAUAUUAAAUGAAAUGGAUCAAACAGUUAAAGAGUACUAGUGCCAUACUGUAUUAAUGUAUCACUCUGUUAGAACUUUUACAUACGUAGCCAGGAAAGUAUUUAAUGAACUGGAUCAAACAGUUAAAGAGUACUAGUGUCAUACUGUAUUAAUUGAUCAUUCUGUUAGAAUUUGUACAUACGUAGCCAGAAAUGUAUUGAAUGAACUGUCUCAAACAGUUGAAGAGUACUAGUGCCAUACUGUAAUUAAUCACUCUGUUAAAACUUUUACAUACGUAGCAAGGAAAAUAUUAAAUGAACUGGAUCAAGCAGUUGAAGAGUACUAGUGCCAUACUGUAUUAAUUUAUCACUCUGUUAGAACUUCUACAUACGUAGUCAGGAAAGUAUAAAAUGAGCUGUCUCAAACAGUUGAAGAGUACUAGUAUCAUACUGUAAUUUAUCACUCUGUUAGAACUUUUACAUACGUAGCCAGGAAAGUAUUAAAUGAACUGGAUCAAACAGUUAAAGAGUACUAGACUAAAUGCCAUACUGUAUUAAUUUAUCACUCUGUUAGAACUUUUACAUACGUAGCCAGAAAAGUAUUGAAUGAACUGGAUCAAACAGUCAAAGGGUACUAGUGCCAUACUGUAUUAAUUUAUAACUCUGUUAGUACAUUUACAUACGUAGCCAGGAAAGUAUUGAAUGAACUAGAUCAAACAGUUAAAGAGUAAUAGUGCCAUACUGUAUUUAUUUACUCUGUUAGAACUUUUACAUACGAAGCCAGAAAAGUAUGGAAUGAACUGGAUUAUUAUUCCACAAAUCAAAUUUAACACUGUGUCAGUGUGUGAUAUAAGAUACAAAAUAUUUGGAAGUUUAUGCAUCUACGUAAGAGUGUUAAAUCGUUUGAUAAUGUUUAUUGUCCAAUGAUAUUUUAUGACAGUUUAUUGCAUUGCAUUGAGAUGAAUAUAUGACGUGUCAUUCGUCAUUUCGUAUCGAUAUAUUUUGGUUUUGAUAUUUAUUUCGUUUGAUAUAAGUAAAUUUAAUAUUGAA